UCAUUAUAUGUGAUUGCUCAUUGAAAAAAAAACAGUGUCUUUUGCUUACUGUUGAAGUUUUGAGACCGUCAGAGCUAUUAACAAUGAGGAAAGCUGUUUUCAUCAACACCACUGCCAUCAUCAUCAUCAACACUUUAGCAGUUGUUUGCACAUGGGAAAAAGACAUGAAACUGGACAUGGCCCUGGAUUCUGUUGAUGACCAAUACAUAGGCUGCGAAAAUGAAAUGUACAACCUGGUUAAAAGCAAGAUCCUAAAGGAAGAGUUAGGAAAACGUAAACUGUUUAAAAAAGUUUGGAAUGAUUACUCAAACAGUACUGAUGAUUUUGAAAGAAUAAUAAAGGUCUACACCGCAGAAUCUCGGAAUAAAAAGGGUCCACUUUAUAAAAAACUCAACGAAGCUGUUGGCUCAGGAAGAAAAAAUUACCGCACUAAAUUUAAAUACAAAGCCUUUCAUUUCUUGCUAACACGCGCCUUACAAAUUUAUAAAGUACCGACAUGUGCUGAGGUUUUCCGCAGAACCAAUGUUAGUUUUGAGAGAAAGGUUUCUAACCAGGAAAUGCGAUUUGACAGGUUUGCUUCAACUUCAGAAAUAAAUAAUAUGAAUAGCUUUGGCAAUAUUUCCUGUUUUAAGAUUGAAACAUGCUACGGUGCAAACAUAUCCAACUUUUCUGUGUACCAAGGUGAGAAAGAGGUGCUAAUCCCACCUUAUGAAAAAUUCAAAAUCACAAACAUUACAGGAAGUCCAAACGAGAUGAACUGCCGUGUCCUUUACACUCUAAAGAGCGCAGGGACUUGUAGCAAUAUGAACUGCGAGCUGCUUAAUAAGAAAACAUUGCAGGUGCAAAUGGUAAUGUGAUAGCCAUGUGUUGAUAUUAUAACACCACUGCUAACAUGACUGGAUAAUUUUAGACAUGAUGUAACGUGUUCUAAGCAUGUAUUGAUGUCAGUGAGAUACAUUUUGUUUUUACAUUAUAAAAUUGCAAAAUAAUAAUUACAUGAUUGUAAUUUCAACAAUUUUAUGUGAGCUUUUGCUUGAAGAGAAUCUAGCAAGGUUUUGUAGCACAGCACCAACUUCAAAAAAGUUGAUGACUUUUUAUUAUUCAAAUUUGGCAACAUGUAUAAACUGUUCGUAACCUGCUUUUCUCAUUAAAAGAAAU
This is a messenger RNA of Hemibagrus wyckioides, 1158 nucleotides long. RefSeq names its product ecto-ADP-ribosyltransferase 5-like. The record is from RefSeq and is a predicted model, not a curated record. The transcript has 3 exons. Gene Ontology annotation, molecular function: NAD+-protein-arginine ADP-ribosyltransferase activity; NAD+ poly-ADP-ribosyltransferase activity. Lineage: Eukaryota; Metazoa; Chordata; Actinopteri; Siluriformes; Bagridae. Bases 84 to 857 code for a protein of 257 amino acids.